Hyaloscypha bicolor E is the source of this 1329-nucleotide messenger RNA. RefSeq names its product glycoside hydrolase family 76 protein. Bases 1 to 1329 code for a protein of 442 amino acids. Gene Ontology annotation, molecular function: mannan endo-1,6-alpha-mannosidase activity. The transcript is spliced from 2 exons. Gene Ontology annotation, biological process: fungal-type cell wall biogenesis; carbohydrate catabolic process. The record is from RefSeq and is a predicted model, not a curated record. Lineage: Eukaryota; Fungi; Ascomycota; Leotiomycetes; Helotiales; Hyaloscyphaceae.
AUGGUUCGAGUCAUCCAACUCCUUGCCCUCGCGGCCCUGUCUUUUGCCCCGGUCAAUGGCAUCGAGCUGGAUGUGAAUAGCGUUGACUCCAUCAAAUCUGCAGCAUCAUCCCUCGCCAGCCAACUCGUAGGAUACUACACCGCGAACUCGACCGGACGCGAGAAUGGAACUCUCCCCUCUCCCUACUCCUGGUGGGAAGCAGGUGCUCUCUUUGAUACUCUGAUACAAUACUCCCACCUGACCGGCGACACACAAUACAAUUCCCUCGUGUCCACCGGUCUCCUCAGUCAAGUCGGCAAAAACAGCGACUUCAUGCCCGUGAACCAAUCCGCAACAGAAGGAAACGACGGCCAAGCAACAUGGGCACUGGCCGCGAUGUCUGCCGCAGAAGCACAGUUCACGAAUGGGACACAAUGGCUUGCGCUGGCAGACACCGUGUUCAACAUCUUGGUUCAGCGAUGGGAUUCCGCGACCUGUUCGGGAGGACUGAGAUGGCAGAUAUAUUCUUUUGCGCAGGGCUUCUAUUACAAGAACAGUGCUUCGAAUGGGCAUUUCUUCCAAUUGGCGUCGAGACUUGCGAGGUAUACUGGGAAUGCAACCUAUUCGACGUGGGCGAACACGGCGUAUGACUGGACGAAGAGUACGGGGUUUAUUGACAGCAAGUUCAACGUGUAUGACGGUGCGCCUAUUGUUUCAAGCAAUUGCACGGAUGUCUCCAAGGUCCAGUAUUCAUACGUGGCUGGAACGUAUAUCACGGGCGUGGCACAUAUGUACAACAUCACGAACGGGAACUCGAAGUGGAAAACGGAACUAGAUGGGCUGCUGAACCAGACGCUGAGCGUGUUCUUCAGUAAUAAGGCCGCGACGGAGGUGGCGUGCGAGAAGAGCGAUGCGUGUACGGUGGACAUGAUGGCUAUGAAAGGCUUGCUGGGCCACUGGCUUGCGGAUGCGGUGCAGAUGGCGCCGUAUACUGCUAAUACUGUCCUGCCACUGUUGACGAGCUCUGCCCAGGCUGCUGCGAACGCUUGUGAUGGGACGGGCUGCUCGUUGUUUUGGGAUGGGAAGCAUAUGGGGAUUGAUGGUAAUGGGACUGGGGUGGUGGGACCGUCGAUUGAUGCGUUGAGCUUUGUGCAAGGCCUUUUGUGGCAGGAGGCUGGGCUGACGGGACUGCCUGCUACGGUUAAUGGUACUGCUGUUGCCGCCAAUUCGACCUCGACCGCAUCUGGGGCGGUGGCUUCGUCUACUAAGAAGAGUGAUGGGGUUGCGAUGAGAGCAGGGAUGGCUUUGUUGGUUAGUGUAUUGGGGUCGAUGAUGUGGUUUGUGCUGUGA